AUGAAGUAUCAAAUUCUCAGCAUCCUGAGCGUCCUCUUCGCCGCGACAUCGGCCAAUCCCGCUCGUACCACCAACCAACAAGACAUCUCCUCCAUAAUCAACACCCUCCCCCAAGAUCCCAACGGAAUAAUCCAACUCGGCACGGACGGAGUCCUCCGCUCCCUCGACAGCGAAAACCAAGUAAUGGCGUACUUCCCGCUCGACGGGCAGCAAAUCAGCGACUUCAACACCAACUUCUUCCCCGCGAGCCAGCAGGCGAGUCUCACGCAGACGUACCAGGGCGUGGACGGCCGCAGCGUGACAGACAACAACCAGAUCUACAACCCCAGCCAGGAUACGUUGCCGGUGAUGCAGGCGAGCGCGAGCGCCAGCGCCAGCGCCAUGGCCAUGAGCAUGAGCAUGAGCAUGGGCCAGAAUGCGCAGGCAACGGGGCUGGCCGGGGGCAGGGUGCCGGUUCCGGAUACCUGUGCGAAUGUGGGUUGCACGUCCCAUAAUACUUGCUAUCAGACGGGUUGUAGCUCGUGUUUGAGGUCGGGGAAUAUGGCGGUUGGGUUUUGUCAUUAG
Messenger RNA from Aspergillus heteromorphus CBS 117.55, 564 nucleotides. RefSeq lists its product as uncharacterized. The record is from RefSeq and is a predicted model, not a curated record. NCBI's taxonomy places the organism in Eukaryota, Fungi, Ascomycota, Eurotiomycetes, Eurotiales, Aspergillaceae. The transcript is spliced from 2 exons. Bases 1 to 564 code for a protein of 187 amino acids.